AUGCAACCAAUCACUCAAGCAACCAAGAAGGACAACUCUGAGAACAAGGACAACUGGAUCCAGAAAGGAUACGCUUGGGACCCACAAUGUGUCAUUGCCUGA
This is a messenger RNA of Lachancea nothofagi CBS 11611, 102 nucleotides long. Lineage: Eukaryota; Fungi; Ascomycota; Saccharomycetes; Saccharomycetales; Saccharomycetaceae. The record is from the annotation of a GenBank genome assembly.